CGCAGUCGGACGGCUUCCGCGGACUGGGCGGCGGAAGUUUGACGGCGCCUGAUGAGUGGCGGCUGCAGUGGGACCGGAGUCCCGGCAGAUCUCUCCCCCCGACCCCCAGUACCCGCGGCAUAGUCGGAAGCCAGGCUAACCUGGGUGUGAGAUCCCGGACAGGAGAAGGAACCUUUCUGACACGCAAACAUGGACCUGGAGGCCAAAGUGAAGAAGAUGGGCUUAGGUCAUGAGCAAGGAUUUGGAGCCCCCUGUUUAAAGUGCAAAGAAAAAUGUGAAGGAUUUGAACUGCACUUCUGGAGAAAAAUAUGUCGUAACUGCAAGUGUGGCCAAGAAGAGCAUGAUGUCUUGUUGAGCAAUGAAGAGGAUCGAAAAGUUGGGAAACUUUUUGAAGACACCAAGUAUACCACCCUGAUUGCAAAGCUAAAAUCAGAUGGAAUUCCCAUGUAUAAACGCAAUGUUAUGAUAUUGACCAAUCCAGUUGCUGCCAAGAAGAAUGUCUCCAUCAAUACAGUUACCUAUGAAUGGGCUCCCCCUGUCCAGAAUCAGGCAUUGGCCAGGCAGUACAUGCAGAUGCUGCCCAAGGAGAAGCAGCCAGUGGCAGGUUCAGAGGGGGCACAGUACCGGAAGAAGCAGCUGGCCAAACAGCUCCCUGCCCACGACCAGGACCCUUCAAAGUGCCAUGAGUUGUCUCCCAAAGAAGUGAAGGAGAUGGAGCAGUUUGUAAAGAAAUACAAGAGUGAGGCUCUGGGUGUAGGAGAUGUCAAACUUCCCCAUGAGAUGGAUGCUCAAGCCUCCAACAGAAUGUACAUCCCUGGUGGAGACAGAAGCACCACGGCAGCGGUGGGCACCAUGGAGGACAAAUCAGCUGAACACAAAAGAUCUCAGUAUUCCUGCUACUGCUGCAAACUGAGUAUGAAGGAAGGUGACCCAGCCAUCUAUGCUGAAAGGGCCGGCUAUGAUAAAUUGUGGCACCCAGCUUGUUUUGUCUGCAGUACCUGCCACGAGCUCCUGGUCGACAUGAUUUAUUUCUGGAAGAAUGGGAAGCUAUACUGUGGCAGACAUUACUGUGACAGUGAAAAACCGAGAUGUGCUGGCUGUGAUGAGCUGAUAUUCAGCAAUGAGUAUACCCAGGCAGAAAACCAAAAUUGGCAUCUGAAACACUUCUGCUGCUUUGACUGUGACAACAUCCUAGCUGGGGAAAUAUAUGUGAUGGUCAAUGACAAGCCUGUGUGCAAGCCCUGCUAUGUGAAGAAUCAUGCUGUGGUAUGUCAAGGAUGCCAUAAUGCCAUUGAUCCUGAAGUGCAGCGGGUGACCUACAACAGUUUCAGCUGGCAUGCAUCCACAGAGUGCUUCCUGUGUUCCUGUUGCAGCAAGUGUCUCAUUGGGCAGAGGUUCAUGCCAGUAGAAGGCAUGGUUUUCUGUUCAGUGGAGUGUAAGAAGAUGAUGUCUUAAGA
Phyllostomus hastatus (greater spear-nosed bat) is the source of this 1457-nucleotide messenger RNA. It is a transcript of the gene TES, whose product is annotated as testin LIM domain protein. Gene Ontology annotation, molecular function: zinc ion binding. The record is from RefSeq and is a predicted model, not a curated record. NCBI's taxonomy places the organism in Eukaryota, Metazoa, Chordata, Mammalia, Chiroptera, Phyllostomidae. Bases 190 to 1455 code for a protein of 421 amino acids. The transcript is spliced from 7 exons.